UUGUGCUCUAAGGUAAAAUGACAAGAAAUAUGUUUAUAAUCUGUCCCAUUUGAAUCCAUCCUGUGUGUAGCAACCCACAGAACACCUCAGAUGUCUCUAGAUAUUACUGCGCGAUCCCGGCGGCGGAGGGAUAUCUGGACCUAAUUACCGGCGGUGAAAUCAGAGUUUAUUGAAGCGCAGCUGUGAUUUUGUUGUUUUUUUAUAUUAACUGCGCUCAGAUGAAGAAGUGAUGAACCGAAUAUCUCCCUGUCAAGUGUGAGCACUUUUUCCUGGACAGACUACAAACAUGGCCUCCGUCGCGCCGUUCAGCCGCAGGCAGUGGGCAUCGCAGUCGCUCAAGGUCACGGCCAAAGAGCUGUCCAUCGUCUCCGCCCGAGGAAAAAACACCGCCAUCGCAGAGCGCUUCUCCAAGUACCAGAUGGCAGCAGAGGAGGGAAAUGCAGAGAGGAAAAAAACGGUUGUGGAGCCUCUUCCAUCCUCUGUGUCUGGUGGAAAUCUGAGUGUUUUAAAGAAACGUUGGGAGCAGCAGCAGCAGCCGUCCACGUCCCAGAGCCCCAGCAGCUCAUUGCUGCUCACCAAACCCGCGUCCCGUUUCCAGACCCAAAAGAAGGUCCUGAGAUCUGCAGGAUCCUCUCUGGAGGUUCACCCCGAGAACAGAAUCGACCCGUUGACGGAGGAAGCCGAAGACCUGAUGGAGAUGGAGGCGAAGCCCGGCAGAGAGGUGGAGGAGGAGGCCGCAGCAGCUGAGACGUCCGACAUCGAGAAGCCCAGCGUUCCCAUCAACAGCCUGAAGAUGAUGUUUGAGAGAGGAGACGCCCCUGACGAGGCGAGUCACUUUCCCUCAAAAGUGAAUCUGAGUGCGCAGUGAGGCUGACGUGAGCGCGCAUAACCAAAAGGUGACCUAUUGUGGUCAAAACAUUUUAGUAAUUUUUUGGACAAAAUUAUUCUCAGAUAAUCAGAUUUUAAUCUGGUCAGUUUACAUUUGCACUUAUAUAGUGGCGUGCAACUAUACAGUAUGCGUUUGAAAAGCAAAAGUAGAGCCUGCUGCACAACCAACAAGAUGCAGC
Poecilia latipinna (sailfin molly) is the source of this 1067-nucleotide messenger RNA. RefSeq names its product LIM domain and actin-binding protein 1-like. Lineage: Eukaryota; Metazoa; Chordata; Actinopteri; Cyprinodontiformes; Poeciliidae. Bases 287 to 868 code for a protein of 193 amino acids. The record is from RefSeq and is a predicted model, not a curated record. The transcript has 4 exons.